Microdochium trichocladiopsis is the source of this 5676-nucleotide messenger RNA. RefSeq lists its product as uncharacterized. Bases 1 to 5676 code for a protein of 1891 amino acids. The transcript has 4 exons. The record is from RefSeq and is a predicted model, not a curated record. NCBI's taxonomy places the organism in Eukaryota, Fungi, Ascomycota, Sordariomycetes, Xylariales, Microdochiaceae. Gene Ontology annotation, molecular function: TBP-class protein binding; DNA binding; ATP-dependent chromatin remodeler activity.
AUGGUCUCCAGAUUGGAUCGUCUCGUAACGAUCCUCGAGACAGGCAGCACAAAACUAAUCCGCGACACCGCGGUCAAUCAGCUUGCAGACUGGCAGAAGCAGCAGCCCGAUGAGCUUUUCAAUCUCCUCUCUCGAGUAGUCCCGUAUCUUCGCCACAAAGAUUGGGAGACCAGAACAACUGCUGCCAAAGCAUUGGGCCGCAUCAUCGAGAAUGCUGCCGCUUACGACCCCAACGAAGAUGAGGAUCCGCUCGCCGCCAAGAAGGAAGAGCCGGCGGAGAACGGCACUGUGAAGAAGGAGGAGGACGACGAGAGUGACACCAAGUUGCCCCUCCCACAAUACUUCGACCCGGCGACUCUCGAUUUACCUAACAUCCUCCGUCAUGGACGAGAACUAUUGCGCACGGCCGGAAUGGACUAUGGUAUUGGGGCGCUGGACCCAUCUGCACGGCUAGCCCACCAGAAGAAGACACUGCCCGGCCGGUUGGGCCUGCUCGGAAGGCGAAUCGAGGACGAAGAGAUCACGGUUGUCAUCGAGAAAUCUGCAACCCCACCAGAUGCUAGAGACUCAACCCCCAUCAAGGGUGGGACUCUCCAAGACAGCGUACCUAACGCAACAGCAACGCCCGCGACUGAGGAGUCUUCCGGCUUGAGCGCUCGCCAACUCAAUGUGUUGAAGCGCAAGCGCAAGCGCGAUGCACAGAAAGCAGCACAAGGCAAGGGAGGGUUUGGAGAUCUCUCGAUUCGGCGGUCGUUCACUGGUGGUUCAGAUGCUGCAGAGGACACGCCAAUGCCUGAUGCGGAGACGAAAAAGAAUGGCAAGACGGAUUACUUCAACCUCGACCGGCCCGCAGACAUCGAUGAGGAUGCGAAGAUUGUGUCAGAAUUCAAGGGACCCAUGGUCCCAAUCAAGUCUGAGAUUGAGACAGAAUCGGAACUGGAAGGCGCGGAGUGGCCCUACGAUCGUCUGUGCGAGUUUCUCAAGGUCGAUAUAUUCGAUACGCAGUGGGAAGUGCGUCAUGGCGCAGCCCUCGGCUUGCGUGAGAUCCUGCGCGUCCACGGGGCAGGUGCCGGACGACUCCGGGGGAAAACCAGACAAGAGAACGACUUGCUGAACCGGAAAUGGCUGGACGACAUGGCCUGCAGGCUUUGCUGUGUUCUCAUGCUCGACAGAUUUACAGAUUACGCAUCAGACACCUCCGUGGCGCCAAUUCGUGAAACCGUUGGCCAAUCGCUGGGCUCGUUCCUGAAGUAUGUGCCGGAAGAGUCUGUAUACAACAUCUAUAAAAUACUGCUCCGAAUGGUCCUGCAACAAGACCUGGAGCUUGACCGCCCCGUCUGGGCUGUUUGCCACGGUGGUAUGGUCGGGCUGCGCUACGUGGUUGCUGUGCGCAAAGAUAUGUUGCUGCGGCACAACGACAUGAUUGACGGCAUUGUGCAGGCGGUCAUGAAGGGUCUCGGUGACCAGGACGACGAUGUCCGGUCAGUUAGUGCAGCAACCCUGAUCCCAAUGGCACAGGAAUUCGUCAAUCUUCGCCCUGGCGCGCUUGACCAGCUCAUCAGCAUUGUCUGGGAGAGUCUUUCCAGCCUGGGCGAUGAUCUUAGUGCCAGUACUGGCAAGAUUAUGGAUCUCCUUGCUACGCUUUGCAGCUUCCCAGAAGUCUUGCAGGCCAUGAAGAAGUCUGCCGAGAUGGACGAAGAACGAUCCUUCACACUUCUGGUCCCACGGCUGUACCCAUUCCUACGCCAUACAAUCACUUCAGUUCGACUUGCAGUUCUGAAGGCACUUACGACCUUUGUCAAUCUCGGCGAGGAGACACAGGGCUGGCUCGAUGGCAAGACCCUGCGACUCAUUUUCCAAAAUCUCCUAGUCGAACGGGACAUGGAUACUUUGCGCAUGUCCUUGCAAUUGUGGACUGCGCUGGUCAAGUGUUUGGCAAAAAAGCCAGAGGUGCUUGCUCACGAGUUCUCCAGCCAUGUGAGCCCUCUCAUGCACCUCACUCUUCACCCGAUUGGCAUCUCCAGGCACCCCAUCCCUAUGAACGGGGCAUACUUCCAAAAGCCUUCUGGAGGCACCUACAUGGUGAGGGGAUUCAUGCCGGUGUUGCCACAUGCAUCAUCCGAUACAGAUGAACGCUCGGCAAAGAGAAGGAAGAAGCUGUCCAAGACGGAUGACAUACCCGUCAGCACCCAUUCGCAUGAUCUGGAUGGACAUAUGAUGCAGGGCGAUGUCGACCUUGUUGGCAUGGACACGCUGAUCCGAUCGCGCGUGUUUGCCGCCACAGCGAUGGGUCUCAUCAUGGCUAGUGUGCCAACAACAGCACUAUCGAGUUACGACUCCAUUCUCAUCCCCGGUUUCUCCUCGGCCUUUUCCUCGACGCAGCUCACCGCAUGCAUUGUUGCUGAUGAAUUUGCUCGGAACAGCAACGCCGAGCUCGACUACACGAGAUAUGUGAGUGAGCUGCAGCGUAUGAUUGAGGGCGAGCGACCUGCACAAUACCAAGAUCUUGUCAAUUUUCUCCAACGAGUACGAUCACAGUGUCAACAGCUCCUCAACCUCUUCAGAGAUCAUGGCAAAAUUGCUUCGCACAAGCUCCCGGUGCUUGCAGUUCUUGUUCAGGGUGAGGCGGAUGCUGGUCCCAAUGCUUUUUCGCUAGCCAACGCAGAGAAGUGCGUCAGUGAAGACUACGACAAGCUGAAGCGGAUCAUGGCACCAGCGCAGCGUAUCACAGCGAGCCAGCAGCUCAAUGAAGCCCGCUUGGCCGCUGUUGCUACGAUGGAUGAGACAAGGACCGUUAAGGAGUCUCGCGAUGUGCGCAUCAAAGCUGCAGCAGCAUGUGCUCUUAUAGCCAUGAAAGUUCUGCCAAAGAAGCCCAGUCCGCUCAUCAAAGGUAUUAUGGACAGCAUCAAAUCGGAAGAGAACCAGCAGCUUCAGGGACGGUCAGCAGAGACCAUUGGCCGUCUCAUUCAGCUGUUCACGGAGAAGGGUCGUCGUGGCCCUGCCAACAAGGUGGUUGAGAACCUGGUCAAGUUUUCGUGCGUCGAAGUCGCCGAGACACCAGAAUUCCCAGUCCAUGCGCAUCGCACCAACGUGGUUCUGUCGAUGCUCAAGGAGGAGGAUCGUGUGGAUCAUGCCGACGCAGCCAAGUUUGCCCGGGAAGCCAAGGCUGCUCGCAUCACCCGACGUGGAGCCAAAGAAGCACUUGAAAUACUUGCUAAGUCUUUUGGGGCGACUGUCUUCGACAUCGUACCGAGCUUGCGAACAUUCAUGGAAGAGCCAUUGCAGAAAGCAUUCUCUGGAGACUUGCCCGCCGAAGCGCGUGACCCCGAGAACACCUUUGGCCAGGAGAUUGUUGAUGCCAUGUCGGUCAUCAGAACUAUCACCCCGACUUUGCAUACUUCCUUGCACGAGUUCGUCAUGCAGCAAGUGCCCCUCGUCAUCAAGGCACUCCACUCGGAGCUGUCCGUGUUUCGAUAUAUGGCAGCCAAGUGCCUCGCAACGAUCUGCAGUGUCAUCACUGUGGAGGGCAUGACUGCACUCGUGGAAAAGGUUCUCCCGUCUAUCAGCAACCCACUAGAUCUCCAUUUCAGACAAGGAGCCACCGAGGUCAUUUACCACCUCAUCGCAGUUAUGGGAGAUGCCAUCUUGCCUUAUGUCAUCUUCCUCAUCGUGCCAGUCUUGGGAAGGAUGAGCGAUUCAGACAGUGACAUCCGUCUGAUUGCUACGACAUCCUUUGCGACACUCGUCAAGCUGGUGCCUCUCGAAGCUGGCAUUCCCGAUCCUCCGGGUCUUUCGGAGGAACUACUCAAGGGCAGAGACCGUGAGCGCAUGUUUAUCUCUCAGCUACUUGACCCCAAGAAGAUUGAGUCAUUCAAGAUCCCUGUCGCCAUCAAUGCAGAGCUCCGCUCAUAUCAACAGGACGGCGUCAACUGGCUCAAUUUCCUGAACAAGUAUCACUUACACGGCAUUCUUUGCGACGACAUGGGCCUUGGAAAGACCCUGCAGACGAUCUGCAUGGUUGCGAGCGACCAUUAUAACCGGGCUGAAGAGUUCAAGAAGACGGGAGCGGCAGACUUCCGCAAGCUUCCUUCGGUUAUCGUGUGCCCGCCCACUCUGUCAGGCCACUGGCAGCAAGAAUUGAAGACCUACGCGCCAUUCUUGGAAGUUGUGGCGUUCGUCGGCCCCCCAGCAGAGCGGAGGGCGAAGGCCUCCAAAUUCGCCGACGCAGACAUUGUCAUCACGUCAUACGAGGUUUGCCGCAAUGAUACCGAGUACCUCGAGAAACAAAACUGGAACUAUGUCGUUCUCGAUGAGGGUCAUCUCAUCAAGAAUCCGAAGGCCAAGAUCAGCGUUGCGGUCAAGAAGCUGCCCAGCAACCACCGCCUGAUCCUGACGGGAACCCCCAUCCAGAACAAUGUUCUGGAGCUGUGGUCGCUCUUCGAUUUCCUCAUGCCUGGUUUCCUUGGUGCAGAGAAGGUCUUCCUCGACCGCUUUGCUAAGCCCAUCGCGGCUAGUCGAUCCAGCAAGGCAGGAUCGAAAGAACAGGAAGUCGGUGCUCUGGCAGUCGAGGCGCUGCACAAACAAGUGCUUCCUUUCCUACUCCGCCGUCUCAAGGAGGAAGUGCUGGACGACCUCCCACCGAAGAUCUUGCAAAACUACUAUUGCGACGUCAGUGAUCUGCAGAGGAAGCUCUUUGACGACUUCACCAAGAAACAGGGCAAGAAGCUUACCGAGGAAGCUGGCCGCGAUGACAAGGACGCGAAGCAACACAUCUUCCAAGCUCUGCAGUAUAUGCGCAAACUCUGCAACUCCCCUGCGCUCGUCAUGACGCCAAACAACAAGCAGUAUGAGGAGACGCAGCGGGCCCUCGCCAAGCAGAACACGAGGGUAGAGGACCCGAUUCAUGCUCCCAAGCUGACGGCUUUGAGAGAUCUAUUGGUCGACUGUGGUAUCGGCACCGAAGGUGCUGACGCAAACGACCCCCUAUAUCAGCCCAUCAAGCCUCAUCGUGCCCUCAUCUUCUGUCAGAUGAAGGAGAUGUUAGACAUGGUGCAGAACACUGUACUCAAGAGCAUGCUGCCAUCGGUGUCGUACCUUCGACUGGACGGUUCGGUGGAAGCCAACAAGCGGCAAGAUAUCGUCAACACGUUCAACAAAGACCCGUCGUACGACUGCCUUCUCCUCACCACUAGCGUUGGCGGUCUUGGUCUCAACCUGACGGGUGCUGAUACGGUCAUCUUUGUCGAGCACGACUGGAACCCGCAGAAGGAUCUCCAGGCUAUGGACCGUGCUCAUCGCAUCGGCCAGAAGAAGGUGGUCAAUGUUUAUAGGCUUAUCACGCGUGGCACUCUUGAGGAGAAGAUCCUCAACCUGCAGGCAUUCAAGAUUAACAUCGCGUCCACAGUUGUAAACCAGCAGAAUGCAGGUUUAGGCACCAUGGACACCGAUCAAAUCUUGGAUCUCUUCAAUUUUGGAGACACUGGCUCAAAUCUUAUUUCGGACAAACCACAAGGCGCUGUGGAUGGCCGCGAAGAAGAUCUUGUUGAUGAUGAGACAGGAGACGUCCGCGCGCCGGGCAAGAAGGCCUGGAUGGAAGAUCUUGGGGAGCUUUUGCACUCCGAGAACCAGUACGAAGAGAGUUUCGAUCUCGACGGUUUCCUCAAACAAAUGGGCUAG